Hyposmocoma kahamanoa is the source of this 2343-nucleotide messenger RNA. RefSeq lists its product as uncharacterized. Gene Ontology annotation, molecular function: GTP binding; GTPase activity. The transcript is spliced from 12 exons. The record is from RefSeq and is a predicted model, not a curated record. Gene Ontology annotation, biological process: endoplasmic reticulum organization; protein homooligomerization. NCBI's taxonomy places the organism in Eukaryota, Metazoa, Arthropoda, Insecta, Lepidoptera, Cosmopterigidae. Bases 1 to 2250 code for a protein of 749 amino acids.
AUGACAAGGUACAAGGAAAAACUGAUUUACCUGCCUUUGUACCACGUGCGGCCCUCACCAUUCCGCAUGUAUUUCUGCAUCUCGCAACAUCAAUCAUUCCAGGUGGUUGUUUUGCUGGUUGACACUCAAGGCUCCUUCGACUGCCAUAGCACAGUGCGCGAUAGCUCCACUAUCUUCGCUCUUUCAACUCUCGUAUCAUCAAAUCAGGUCUAUAAUCUAUCAAGAAAUAUUAAGGAAGACGAUCUCCAACAUUUGCACCUUUUCACAGAAUACGGAAGAAUGGCUUCGGAGUCCAGCAAUGGUGUUAAGCCCUUCCAAAAAUUGAUGUUUCUCGUUAGAGACUGGGAAUUCGAGUAUGAACACUCAUAUGGCAUUGAAGGAGGACAACAGCUACUGGACUUGCGACUGAAAGUGACCAACAACCAAGCAAAGGAGCUGCAGGAUGUUAGAAGAUGCAUCUUGGACUGCUUCGUAACGUCGCAGGGAUUUUUAAUGCCACAUCCUGGGUUCGCUAUACGUGAUCCAAAUUUCAGAGGCUGCCUGUCAGAUUUGAGUGAAGAAUUCAAAGAACAAUUGCUCCAACUGAUCCCACUGAUAUUGGCGCCUGAGAACCUACUGCCAAAACAAAUCAACGGGGAGACUGUCAAAGCCCGUGAUCUGUACCAUUUCUUUAAAUCGUACGUGGAUGUGUUCAACAGCAACGAAUUACCUCAUCCCCAGAGCAUAAUAAGGGCAACAUCUGAAGCGCGAUUGCUCUCUGCGGUAGAAUCAGCGCGAGACCGGUACAGACAAAAAAUGGAAAACGUUUGUGCCGUUGACGCCCCGUGCGUGUCACAUGUGGUUUUGCGUGACAUUCACGAGCGCACGUGCUGCGAGGUGAUGGAGACUUUCAGCCAAACGAAGGGUAUGAUUGACCUUCAAGAUUUGCAGACUCGCGGUGACCAACUAAAGCAGGAAUUGAGCAACCAACUAGGAUUGUAUGAAUUAAUAAACGAAGGGAAGAUUCACAAACUCCGUGGGAAUGCCAAGAAGAUUUACGAAGAAUCUAUGCAAGCUGCAACGCAGUCACGUGAAGAUAAAUCCUUUUGCUUCCACCCAAAAGACCUGGAAGAAAUCCAUCAAGCCGCUAUUGAUAAAGCGUUGCAGCCGUUUGAUAAAACAACAAAUAGCUUGUGGAUAUUUCCAGGACACGAAGAAGACGAGCAUAGAAAUUCAUUGUUAAUGGAGCUAGAAGAUCGUUAUCGUCAACUGCGUGAUCUCAAUGAUUCAAACAACAAUGCGGCCGUGAUAGAGGCUCGUGAGGAUUACUUCUCUUAUCUGGAGACCGUGUGUGCAGAGCAAGAUUGUCUAAGCGACCAGCAUUUGGAUAGAGAACACGAAAACGCUCUGGAAAGGGCUCUGCAAAUAUUUCAAUCAAAACGGGUCCGCGUAACCAAUUUCUCUGAGGAUUUCUACAAGUCCCUUCUUGGAAAGGAAAUUCAAGAAAAGUUUGGUAAGAUACACUCGCUUAAUGCAAGGAAGAACCAAUCGAAUGUAGCUGCGUCAAUUGGUCUGUACCGCAACCGCAUGGCGGCAUUGGUGGGACCUGAUUCGUGCGCGCUGCACCCCCAGCGGCUCGAAGAGCAACACGAUGAUGCAAAAGAAUCGGCCCUUAAUGAGUUUCAUUCCAAAAGAGCAUUCGGAGAACACAUCGAGGAAACUGACGAAUAUAGGAGCAGAAUUGUUGAGGAGAUCCAGCGACACUUUUUGUCUGUGUGCCAAUUGAAUGAAACAAACAACAUCCUGGCAGUGUCAGGGGCUUACGGUGGCUACUGUAGCAGCAUGGAUAAUGUAUGUGGCGUGGGCCGCAUGCGGAUAUCAGAAGAUGCACUAGGAAAUGCGCACGAGUACGCCCAGGGCUUGGCACUGCGCAUCUUUAAGGAGAAACGGUUCGGUGGUGAAGAGUACAACCCUGACACCCACAAGGAAAAACUUAACGAGGAUAUCAGAGAGCGGCUAGAGUACUACAGGGAGAUAAAUGCAAGGAACUCUGAGCCUCAAGAGUUAGUGGCGACUGACGACAAUAAUCGUAACGCGAUGCUGGUGGCAGCCGGGUUAAUAGCUACCACGGCGUUGACGGGAGGCUCAGCUCUAGCAGCGAUAGCAGGCGAGGCGAUGCUGGGUGGAACUCUGGCUACUGCCGCUUUGGGCGCUACGGCUUUUGUCGUUUCCGCCUUUGACAGGUUUCGUCAACGUCUACGUCGGAAUUGAUCGUGUACAGUAAAAAUAUGACGACAGAUAAUCGCAGCUUCGUACCAUUCUGUCGUGCAAACGACAUAGCAGCUGCCGUCAACCGAUAAAUUG